This is a messenger RNA of Capsella rubella, 742 nucleotides long. RefSeq names its product RING-H2 finger protein ATL40. The coding region runs from base 119 to 574 and encodes 151 amino acids. The record is from RefSeq and is a predicted model, not a curated record. The transcript has a single exon. Lineage: Eukaryota; Viridiplantae; Streptophyta; Magnoliopsida; Brassicales; Brassicaceae.
UCCAAAUAUAUUCAAAAUGAAUGUCAACUCUCAAUGAUCUAUUUAUAAUAAAAACUGUAAAUAGAACUCUUGAGAACCAUUUUGGUGUGUGUUUUAUUAUAGAUAGAUCAAAAGAGAGAUGGGUUUCAACGAUCCUUCACUAAACACAAUUAUCCUUUGGUUUGCAGCCGUAACGUCUCUUGUGACUAUCUCUGUAAUCUUCGCUCUUCUCGUUCUUUGUUUGCUCAAACGCCGUAGGUUUGAUGUAUCACCGGAAGAAGAGAACGAGUACCAUGGGAGAAGUGAGCCACCGUGCCAAGGGCUUAGCGCUUCCGUGAUUGCCGCCUUUCCCACCUUUUCUUACAAACCGGAUAAUAAUAACGAUCUUGAGAGUAACAAUCAGGAGAUCGAGUGUCCGGUUUGCUUAGGAUUGAUCCCCAAGAACGUUGUGAUUAAGGUUUUGCCUAAUUGUAUGCACAUGUUUGAUGAGGAAUGUAUCGGUAAGUGGCUUGAGUCACACGCAACUUGUCCUGUGUGUCGUACACUGGCUCAACCGAUGGCUAGCUCUGGAGAUAAGGUCUUAGAAAAAGUAUAGUAUAGUUGAUGGUUAUAUAUGCCAACUUUACAUAAUUUUUGUGUUUUUGCUAAUUGUAAUAUUAUUUCAGAUUGAUGUGAAAUGUACAAAUGAUAUAACUCAACAUGCGGCUUUGGGUCGUCAUACACACAUAGUCCCAUACUACUUCAAUUUGAGAUGCUCGAUCAA